Molecule: messenger RNA, 1704 nt
Organism: Podarcis raffonei (Aeolian wall lizard)
Lineage: Eukaryota; Metazoa; Chordata; Lepidosauria; Squamata; Lacertidae
Gene: CIAO2A
Product: cytosolic iron-sulfur assembly component 2A
Exons: 5
Coding region: 156-668 (170 amino acids)
Source: RefSeq, a predicted model, not a curated record
GUUGAGAAGAGUGCGGUUUGUGAGUACAGUACAGCGUCGCUUUGCCUGUGGAGCGCCCCGCCCACCCCGAGACCGGAAGUGCCCGCGAGGGCCGCCUGAGGGACUGCGGGCGGGCCGGUUGAUGGAGGCUGCGAGCGGGCUUGGCUCGGGGCGGGAUGCUGUCGCUGGGGCUGCUCUGGCGGGCGCUCUCUAGCGGGGGGCAUGAGGCCCUGGAGAAGGAGGACGAUCACCAGGCCCACCACCGGCCCGAGGCCCCGAGCAGAACCGCUGCCAUGGAGCAGGAGCAGGAGCGGGCCCUGGAGGUCUACGAUAUAAUUCGAACUAUCCGGGACCCAGAGAAGCCCAACACUUUAGAAGAACUAGACGUGGUAACAGAAAGCUGUGUUGAAGUGCAUGAAAUUGGGGAAGAUGAAUAUUUGGUCACAAUCAGGUUUACACCAACGGUACCUCAUUGCUCUUUGGCCACUCUCAUAGGGUUGUGUUUGAGGAUCAAGCUGCAAAGAUGUUUGCCUUUUAAACACAAGUUGGAAAUCUACAUUUCAGAGGGAGCACAUUCCACGGAGGAGGACAUUAACAAGCAGAUAAAUGACAAAGAGAGAGUCGCCGCUGCAAUGGAGAAUCCUCACUUGCGGGAGAUUGUGGAGCAGUGUGUUCUGGAUCCAGACUAGCAACCGUGACAGCAGUUUCUGUUGACCUGGGAUCUUUCUGGCACUUUGGUGUUCAUGUCUUUUUGGGUGGGGAAUGGAGGCCUUGAAUUUGAUACUGGACAGUUCUUUGUACCUCCUGUAUAUUUUUAAUAAAUUAUUUUAUUAAAAAAAAAUCCAUUUAAUUUACGAAGGAGAGUGAGCCAUGUAUAGUCGUAGAUUAAUUUUGAAGGAUUGUGAGAAGUUCCUAAUUUUUUAAAAAAAUUAUUAUGAAACCAUUCUGUUGACACCUCAUGAAUAUACAUUGUAAUUUUUUAAAAAACAACAACUGAUUUUGAAGAUUGAAUUUUACACAUUGUUAUGAUGGAAUGUGUUUGAUUAGCUGUCAGUGUGAGAGAUAAAUAAAGUACAGAGUUUUAGAAACACAAGUUGUCUUCAAUAUGAAAACUUCCCUAUAAGUUUUUUUAAUGGUGUAAACCAAAAUAGAUUAAAAAGAUAUAUUUAACUAGGCAUUUCUGAAGACAGGUAAAAAUAAUGUGGUGGCUGCAACCUUGUAGAUAUUUACUAGACAGCAAAGUACCACAGUAGCCUGUAGAACUUACAUAAACUCAGAAGUAAGUUCUGCAGGCUUCAGUGGUACUUUACUGUCUAGGGCUGGAUUGCCAAUGAGUUUGUUCUGUUUAAUUAAGUUUGAUCAAGUUCAGGUUGUUGCCAACUUGCAAAAAGAAAGUGGUUCAUUCAGAAUUUUCUAACAACACCUUGCAAUGUGAAAUUUCUUGGCUGGUAAAUUGCUUUUCUUCCUGUAUCAAUAACAAACUUGUUUUUUUAUUUAUUAUAGCAGCAUCAACAAGUGCACGUAAAAGUGGCUCAUGAAGUCAUGCAAAAUAAGAAUUAAUUAAAAAAAUUAAAUGUCAUUUGAAACAUGAAAAAGAGGCAUUAAUUAAAGGUGUGAUGGGGAAAGGACCAAGAUAACUCUUAAUGAGGAAUUCUGAUGCACACUGAGAACUUUUGGAAAGUUUUUGUAGAAAUUUUCUGAAGUAAAGCUUUUUUCAAUAUUCAA